CCGACGCUGCAACGGAAGCCCGCUUGCAGGCGAUGACUGCCGAAGAAAGUAGCACGGCUGCCACUAGCGGCGUACGACCAAUGGCUUUUGGAGGAUACCCCUUCCAAGGUCAAGGACGUAUGAACCAGUUGGGCGGUGUGUUUAUUAAUGGACGGCCUUUGCCAAACCACAUCAGGUUAAAAAUCGUAGAGAUGGCGGCUACUGGAAUUCGACCCUGUCAAAUAUCGCGUCAGUUACGAGUGUCCCACGGUUGCGUGUCGAAAAUCCUCAACCGAUACCAGGAGACAGGCAGUAUCCGACCAGGGGUCAUCGGCGGAUCAAAGCCGCGCGUUGCGACACCUACGGUUGAAAUGAAAAUUGAGGAGUACAAGAAGGAGAGCCCCACAAUUUACUCAUGGGAAAUUAGGGACCGUUUAAUAAAAGAUGGUAUUUGCGAUAAAGCUGGUGCGCCUUCGGUAAGCUCGAUUUCACGUAUACUUCGUGGAAGUCGGGCCUCCAGUCCUGGAGACACUGAGGACAUUAGUAACUCUGGUAAAGUAGCUCAUUCACACUCGAGUUGGGAUAGCGAAUUUUGUCGCCAGAAAGCUGAUCACUCAAUCCAUGGAAUCCUUGGUGGACAUUUGUCAAUGGAUAAUGAUGAAGAGGAGUCAGACUGUGAUUCAGAGCCCGGAAUUUUGCUCAAAAGAAAGAUUCGUAGGUCGCGUACAACGUUCUCGGCUGAACAGCUCGAAGAAUUGGAGCGCGCCUUCGAGAGAACGCAGUAUCCCGAUGUUUACACACGUGAAGAGCUGGCGCAAAAGACCAAACUGACCGAAGCUCGAGUGCAGGUGUGGUUUUCAAAUCGACGAGCUCGCUGGCGAAAGCACAUGGGUAACCAGCCCAUGACCGCGACAUUUGGUUCAAGUUUAAUUGCUGCUGCCGCGGCUGCGGGCUAUCCACCGCCACAACACCACCCUCAGCCAUCGCAGCUUUCGCACUUAACGCAGCAGACGACCUCCACUCAAAUAGCAGGAAACGACAGCCAUCCGAUGAUGUCCUCUGAAGCGUCAUCAGCUAGCCCGACAGUGAUGGCCACGAGCGGCUCCUGCUCUAGUGAUUCGUGGAGGUCGCCAAUGGGCAGCCAGACGAGCAUAUUUCCCUCACAGAACGGCUACUCACCAGCUACCAUGGCAAGCAUAAGUGUGGGUUAUCACCAAGAGCAGAAGGAUAACUUGUAUUCAUUUUUAAAUCAACCACAAAAUACAGGUCAGUCAUUUAAUCAAGACUACGUCGGCUUACCCGCUCUAGACAACCUAACGACAAACUUAUGGACCCAGAAUAAGCAAGAGCAGUUUCAAGGAGGUUUGCAGACGUUCUCUGGAACCGAGCAGGGCUUCAAUAGUUAUGGAGUCCCAAAUGAUCAACUCUUUACGCCUGGACAUAGUUUUGGAACGUCCGAGCAGAAGAUGUUUGCAGCAUAUCAUCAUAGCCAUCCCCAGUUCCCAGCAGCGCACUCUCAAGUACCGGGAACAAGUCAUAACUUACUAAUUCACCAUUUUAAUACAACAAAUAAGUUCCUCUGAAGGAUGCAUUAUAAGAAAGUUGACUUGUCUGAGCUCUGUCUUUUCUCAGUGAAGCCAAAAAAGUAUCCGAGAAGCAAAUAUGUGACGCCCAUAGCCUGAGUUGAAAAUAGCGUAAAUGAUUAAAAACUAAUAGGAAACAAUACCCAAUAUUAGUUAGUGCGAUUUUGUGCCCUAGUAUCACGUGCAGACGUGGUAGUUAAAAAGUAGUAAUAACGGCUGAAUUUUUCCAGCAUGCUAUAGACUAUUUUUGACCGCCUGUUACCGUGCAAAAAGCACAACUUAGUGAGACCUUGUUUAUCUACAUUUGCACAACGGCGGUCGAAACUUAAGUCAUGGCGGGAAUCGCAAAAGUUCGCCUAGCAGAAAGCAACUCCUUUGUAUUAUAGAUAUAAUUUAAUGGAAACGAUGACGCCGUAUGAUACUCAAACAAUAAAG
Messenger RNA from Varroa destructor (honeybee mite), 1997 nucleotides. RefSeq names its product paired box protein Pax-3-like. Gene Ontology annotation, biological process: anatomical structure development; regulation of transcription by RNA polymerase II. Lineage: Eukaryota; Metazoa; Arthropoda; Arachnida; Mesostigmata; Varroidae. Gene Ontology annotation, molecular function: DNA-binding transcription factor activity, RNA polymerase II-specific; RNA polymerase II cis-regulatory region sequence-specific DNA binding. The record is from RefSeq and is a predicted model, not a curated record.